AUGGAGAGCCCGCCGGAGCUGCCGUAUGCCGUGAAGGUCCAGCCGUGGUACAAGCGCGGCUCGACCUACCUGACUGCCCUCACCUUCACCGCCGUCAUCACCCUGACGGUGGUGGUCAUCAUGGGCUUCGUGUCCCUGUUCACUCCCACCCCUACGGUUAUUCUCAUUUCGAUUGACGGCUUCCGCCGCGAGUACCUCACUCGUGGCCUGACUCCCACCAUCGAGGCCCUCGGCUACCAUGGUGCCCGCGCCGAGUACAUGGUCCCCCAGUUCCCCUCCAAGACCUUCCCCAACCAUUAUUCCAUUGUCACCGGCCUGGUUCCCACCACGCAUGGCAUUGUCUCCAACAACUUCUAUGACCCGAACUUCGAUGCCUACUUCAGCAUCUCCGACACCUCGGCCGUUACCGACGCCCGCUGGUGGGGUGGCGAGCCGUUCUGGAACACCGCCGAGAAGAACAAGAUCAAGUCGGCCUGCAUGUUCUGGCCCGGCUCCGAGGCCCCGAUUCAGGACAUGCGUCCGUCCUACUUCGAGCCGUACAACCAUGGGAUGCCUCACACCGAGCGCAUUGACAAGGUCCUGGGCUGGCUGGAUCUGCCCUCGGGCGAGCGCCCCCACUUCAUCACCCUCUACUUCGCGGCUCUCGAUGACGCCGGCCACUCCUACGGGCCGCACUCUCGCCAGGUUAACGAUGCUCUCCGUGACAUCGACACCUCGAUCGAGUACCUGCUGACCGGCCUCAAGGCCCGGCACCUGGUGGACUCGACCAACAUCAUCAUUGUCUCGGACCAUGGCAUGUCGCCGGUGGAGACGGCCCGCUCGAUCUACCUCGACGACCUGGUGGACCUGGACAACUCCGGCAUCGUGGAGAUUGUGGAGUGGUCCCCCCUGACGGUCAUUCGCAUGGGCGAUGACAAGGAGGCCGAGGCGGCCCUCUACCAGCAGCUGGUCCGCGCGUCCGAGGAGGGCGAGGGCGGUCUCGAGGGUGGUGCCCCCUUCCGCGCCUACCGCCCGCACAGCACCGACCCGGCCGAGCUGCCUCCCCGCCAGUGGGCCUACCACUCCAACCCCCGCGUCGGGGAUAUCGUCAUCGUUGCGGACCCCAGCUGGGUGAUUACCUCGCGCGCGCGCGAGAGCGGCCUCGCCACCGCCUCCAUCGAGGAGAUCGAUGCCACUCGUGCUCCCCUGGCUGCCCCGUUCAAGGGCGGUGCUCAUGGCUACGACAACUACUCCGAGGACAUGCACUCGAUCUUCAUUGCCAGCGGCCCUGCCUUCAAGCGCGAGGUCGUGGCCGAUUACUUCCUCAACGUCGAGGUGUACAACCUGCUGGCCUCGAUUUUCGGCCUGAGCGCCGCUCAGACCGCGCCGAACAACGGCACCUACAACUCGCGCAUCUCGCAGCAGAUCCUCAAGUGAGGGCGUGCUCGUGCUCGUGCGUGUGUAUGCCCGGUGGGCAUGUGUUCGCGUGCAUGUGUGUUUUUCCCCCUCUCCCUCCUCUCUCUCUCUCUCUCUC
This is a messenger RNA of Fonticula alba, 1513 nucleotides long. RefSeq lists its product as hypothetical. Lineage: Eukaryota; Rotosphaerida; Fonticulaceae. Bases 1 to 1416 code for a protein of 471 amino acids. The transcript is spliced from 5 exons. The record is from RefSeq and is a predicted model, not a curated record.